AUGGGGUUCGGCUUGGAGAUUAUUCUGAUGAUGAAGAGACAUGAUAAUUUUCUCAUCCUGUAUCAGGUUAUGCUACAAAAUACUCAGAAUUUACAUCAACCAAUUCCAAAGCAAGUCAGGCAGAGAGAAUCGAUUUAUAGAGGUCGUGUGGAAGCAGAUGCAGGGAUGAUGCAGGAUUAUUUCAACGAUGGUUGUACUUGGGGACCAAAAAAGCUUCAUGGUCGUUUAGGCCAAUGCCCACACAUGAAAACGUAUGCUAUUAUGAAGUGUCUUUAUAAAGGUAUUCCACCUGAUAGGGUGGAUGACUAUACCUGUAUGUCUGCAUCUACUAUUUAUUAUUAUAUUAAGAAUUUUUGUGACGCCAUUAUGUUUGGGUUCAAUGCGAAAUAUAUGAGACAUCCCUCUGUGAAUGAUACUAAGUGGUUUUUGAAGGAGAACGCAGCACGAGGGUUCCCAGGAAUGCUUCGUAUCCUAGACUGUAUGCAUUGGGGUUGGAGGGUUUGUCCAAUGGGAAACGCAACAGCAUACACAGGUCACAAAAGUUAUCUCACUUGUGUUCUUGAGGAGGUUGCUUCAUAUGAUAGGUGGUUUUGGCAUGGUCAUUUUGGAGUAUCAAUGUUUUGA
Messenger RNA from Papaver somniferum (opium poppy), 624 nucleotides. RefSeq lists its product as uncharacterized. Lineage: Eukaryota; Viridiplantae; Streptophyta; Magnoliopsida; Ranunculales; Papaveraceae. The transcript is spliced from 2 exons. The record is from RefSeq and is a predicted model, not a curated record. The coding region runs from base 1 to 624 and encodes 207 amino acids.